AUGCCCCCCUCAGAUUCAGACGUUUCCUCCUUAUCAUCUGCGCCGCCGACAGAUGAUGAAGCCGCCAUGGCUAUCGAUGAGCCAGUUGGCAUCACAAAGUACUUCAAGAAGGAGUCGGAAACACCUCCGCCGAAACGGGAGCCGUCACCACCGCAUGAAUACGUAUUCGCCGACAACCCGGAUAUUGCUUUCAUCGUCACGUUCCGCGCGCGCUUUCAUGAAGUGUUCCCACGAGGAUUGCAACACUACGGUCCACAGGACAUUGAGAAUGGAGUCCAGGAGUCUCCCCCUGGAGAAUAUAUCGAGAGACUUCUUUGCGCAUUGCUUGGACUCGUUUUGAACCGCAAGAAGGAUGUUGAACGUGCGCACUUCACACGACCUCUAGAAGAAGCAAUCCAUACCCACCAGUCGCAGUGGCCAAAGGCAUGGGGAGGCAAGAAUCCCCUUCAUGGGGGGCGCAGCUUUGCGACCAUGACCCCCGAGGAACGCAUUCAAUUGUUGAAGGCUCUCAUACUUUGGUCGCUCGGAUCAUCUGAAGCGGUCCAGGCAAAGAUUAAAGAAUCAUACAAGCAAUCACGACAUGAUGAUGACCUUAAUCAGCCACUUUCUGUUCAGUCCUGGGGCCGAGAUAGCUUGAAACGUCGCUAUUGGCUCAUCGAGGGACAAGAGGACACCCAUUUCCGGCUUUAUCGUGAGAGCAAUCCGGCUCUCAAACAUAAUACUUGGUGGAGUAUCGCAGGAGAUAUUCCUGAGCUGGAGUCUGUUGCUGCAAAACUUGAGGGAGAGAAAGGCACCAAUUCGAAAAAGCUGAGCGAGAAAAUUCGCGCAUCCAUUCCUCGAUUUGAGGCAUCCGAAGAGAAACGGAAACGUCGUGACUAUCGUUUAGCAAGAAAAGCUGCGUUCGUUCGCCCAGACCCAGGCUUCUCCAUGUAUGAAGGUCGUACACGUGGAAAGAAGCUGAAAUACACAUACGAUGAUGAGGACAUGUUCUCCGAGGAUGAAACUUCUGUGCGUCGCUCCACUCGUGGUGGAGGCAACGCUGCGGCUCCUACAGAGUCAUCUCGGCCUCGUUUUACGGCAAGUGGACGGCAGAUUCGAUCUCGCGCAGGAGGUGUCUACGGAGAGACAUUGCUGGCUGGACAAUUGGAUGGUGGCGAUGACGAGGAAUAUGAUGAGGAAGAAGUCAGCAGACCGCAGAGGACUCGUACAUCCAGAAAUCCUAAUGGAUACUCUGGAUAUGACGUCGAAGAUCUAGAAGAUGCAUCCAUUCAUUCAAGCGCAAAUGAAAGUGGUAACGAAUGGCGAGGCCCUGAAGAUGACGAAGAACAUGACUUGGAAGGCGACAAUGAGGAAGAUGAGGAAGAAGCCAGCGAGGAGGACUCCGAAGUCAGUGAGGAGCCGGAAAGUCUGGUUGUACAACUUCGAUAUGGCAGAGGGGAUGCGCCUAGCAACGGCAGGAUUGAAAAACAGAAUGAUGAGCCGCCCCCUGCAAAAGAUAUCCUAAUGGAGGAUGCCACAGAGACAGCAGCACCUUCAUCCAACCAAGCAUCGACAAUGCCCCCUCCAACCAACCCAAGUGAGGAUCGCGCGCCGGAGGGUGCGUCUUCCCUUCCCACAGUUCCGAUACCUCAAAUUCCAACACAGCCCGCGCCGGUCAUGGCUUCAUCGCCUGUCUUCAAACCCCAAGAAGCCAUGCCACAGGGACCUAUGGUCACGGUCUCUCCAAUCCCAGCUGCACCGAAAAUUGCUCAUCCCGAGGUAACGAAAGCAACCCAGCCUACAGAGCCUAACGGGGUGAACCAGCCUUGA
Molecule: messenger RNA, 1809 nt
Organism: Penicillium nucicola
Lineage: Eukaryota; Fungi; Ascomycota; Eurotiomycetes; Eurotiales; Aspergillaceae
Exons: 5
Coding region: 1-1809 (602 amino acids)
Source: RefSeq, a predicted model, not a curated record